AUGCUCAAAGAUUUCUUUUCAUUGGAGAGUCUUGGAAUAGUUCCAGUUCAACCUCAAACAACAAUGUCAAAUGAAGACAAACGAGCCCUUCAUAUCCUGGAGUCAGAAACCAAACGUGUGAACAACCACUUCGAAACAUCGUUGCUCUGGAAGUACGAUCACGUGCAACUUCCCAAUAGUCGGCCAAUGGCAAUUCGUCGAUUUGAAUGCCUACAAAAGAAAUUAAGACGUGAACCGUCAUUGAGAGAGAAUUUAAAACACCAAAUUAACGACUACCUUUCUAAAGGAUACAUUCGGAAGCUGACCCCAGAAGAACUACACGAAGAUCAUUCCCGCAUUUGGUAUCUGCCUAUCUUCCCAGUCACGAACCCUAACAAACCGGGAAAGAUAAGGCUAGUCUGGGACGCGGCAGCCCAGGUUAACGGAGUUUCGUUGAACUCGGUUCUACUCAAAGGACCUGACCAGUUGACUUCAUUGAUGGGAGUCCUCUACCGCUUCAGAGAAGGAAAAUUUGCCAUAUGUGGUGAUAUUCGUGAGAUAUAUCAUCAAGUUCUCAUCAGAAAUGAAGACCAACAUGCCCAACGAUUCUUGUGGUCCCAAGACGAUUCCCAAUACGAGCCAGAUACUUAUGUCAUGCAGGUAAUGACAUUUGGUGCAACAUGCUCUCCUUCCUCUGCACAGUACGUAAAGAAUAAGAACGCUUUAGAGUUCCAAGAAGCUUAUCCGAGAGCUGUAAGAUGCAUCACAACAAAUCAUUAUGUUGAGGACUUGCUCGAAAGUGUUGAUACGGAGGCCGAAGCACUUCAAUUGGCAACUGAUGUUUCGAUGAUUCAUAAACACGGUGGCUUCGAAAUCGGCAAAUGGAUUUCCAACUCAUCCAAAGUCUUAACGCAACUAGGAGAAAGUUCAACGACGAGCCAACGAAAUCUCAACAUAAGCGACGCUGAAACAGCCAAGGUACUAGGUUUGUGGUGGUGCACUUCCACAGACUCUUUCAAGUUCAUAUUAAAUCCAAUCAACAAUGGCAUGCUGCAGACGAACCGCAGGCCGACAAAGAGGGAAGUGCUCCGUGUACUAAUGUCAAUCUUCGACCCAUUAGGAUUGAUAGCAAAUUACACGAUCUACUUGAAGAUACUGCUGCAAGACAUUUGGAGAACACCAGUUGAAUGGGAUGAACCCAUAGGCGAUGAACACUUCACGCGUUGGCUACGAUGGAUCAAGCUUCUGAAACAAAUUGAAAUUAUUUCCAUUCCUAGAUGCUACUUGGACAAACUAAAAUUUGACGAUGAUAGUGAAACUCAAUUGCAUAUAUUUGUCGAUGCAAGUGACAAAGCGUAUGCCGCCGUUGCUUACAUCAGGGUGAGCUCAGGAGGCAAAGUCGAAUGCAGAUUGGUAGGAGCAAAGUCACGAGUGGCACCACUGAAGUUGGUUUCAAUUCCUCGACUCGAACUAGAAGCGGCGAGACUUGGAUGUCGUUUUUCCGAGUUCAUAAAAGAAACCCAUUCUAACAAAUUAUCACGUUCGUACUUCUGGACAGAUUCACGCACCGUCUUAUGUUGGAUACGUUCAGAUCAUCGUCGCUAUCGCCAAUUUGUUGCCUUUCGUGUGGGAGAAAUAGUUGAAAAUACGAACAUCAAUGAUUGGAGAUACAUACCAACUAAAGUGAACGUUGCAGAUGAAUGUACUAAAUGGCAAAAAACUCCAACAUUCGAAUCAUCCAGUCGGUGGUACAUUGGCCCUUCGUUUUUAAAACAUCCAGAAGAAGACUGGCCAGAUGACAUCCCAAAGACUAUCACAACAGAUGAAGAAGUCAAGAGUAAUCUGUCGAAAAGAAACAAAGUGCCAAAACGUUUGGGAAUAAUUUCGAAAGAUGAGUACCAAGAAGCUGAAAACUAUCUUUAUCGCCAAGCACAACUGGAAUCAUAUGCCAAAGAAGUAAGAAUUCUCGAGGCCAAAGACAACUUACCAUAUAAAGAGGGAAAAGGGCUUGAUGCAAGUAGCAACAUUUAUACUCUUUCACCGUAUUUAGACAACGACAAGAUCCUUCGCGUUCGUGGACGAAUUGAUGCUGCUGUUGGGGUAUCACUAGGCAUGAAAAGACCGAUUCUUCUCGAUAGACAGACUUACCUCACCGGUCUUAUUAUUCAACACUAUCAUGAGCAAUAUCAUCAUUUGAAUAAUGAGACAGUAAUAAAUGAGUUACGCCAAAGGUUCUGGAUACCAAAUAUACGUGUCGCUGUUAAACAUGCAAUCAAAAACUGCCAGAUGUGCAAGAUUAAGAAAGCAGUUCCACAAGCACCGAUAAUGGGAGAUCUUCCAGCAGCAAGGCUCUCAACAUUCUCUCGGCCUUUUUCAUUUUCCGGAAUCGACUAUUUUGGCCCAAUGACAGUUGCAAUCGGAAGACGAACUGAGAAACGCUGGGGUGUGAUUAUCACUUGCCUAACAACACGAGCCAUCCACAUCGAACUGGCAAACAGUCUCUCGUCUGAUUCUUGCAUAUUGGCCAUAAAGCGUUUCACAGCUAGACGUGGAAUUCCAUUAGAAUUCUUCAGCGAUAAUGGCACUAAUUUCCACGGAGCUGACCGUGAACUUCAGCAAGCGGCAAGUAUAUCACAGAGCCUGGCUGCAGAAUUUACCUGUUCUACCAAAAAAUGGACUUUCAUUCCCCCAUCAUCGCCUCACAUGGGAGGAAGUUGGGAGAGAAUGGUUCGAGCAACAAAAACUGUGCUGAAACAAGUUAUGCUAACACGCUAUCCAUCUGAUGAACUUUUACAUAGAAUGAUGAUCGAAGUUGAACGAAUCAUUAAUUGCCAUCCGUUGACAUACGUUCCAGUAGAAACUGACAAUUAUGAGGCGUUAACACUAAACCAUUUCCUUCUUGGAUCAUCCGAUGGAAGCAAAGUUGACAGUAUACCAACUGAAGAAGGAAUACUCUUGCGAAAAAAUUGGAUGAAAGUACAGCAAUAUGCCAAUAUCUUCUGGAAGCGAUGGAUCAAUGAGUACCUUCCUACUCUCACCCGCAGGACUAAAUGGCAUGCACCAACAAAACCCAUUGAGAAGGGAGAUAUUGUUAUCGUCGUAGAUGAUUCUAACCCGAGAAAUCUGUGGCCGAAAGGACGAAUACUGGACACAGUCAUCAGCAAGAAUAGUGGACAAGUCCGACAAGUUACCGUACAGACAAAUUCUGGAAUCUACGUUCGCCCAGCAGUUAAAAUAGCCGUUCUUGAUGUUUUUAAGGAUGGUAAGCCAACGAAGGACGUCGUCGUACCGGAGGGGAGUGUUGGCAAUACUGCCACCACAUCAAAAACGCCACCAAGCAGAGAACUUUUGAACCUCCAGCUGAUAUGA
This is a messenger RNA of Eupeodes corollae, 3348 nucleotides long. RefSeq lists its product as uncharacterized. Gene Ontology annotation, molecular function: nucleic acid binding. NCBI's taxonomy places the organism in Eukaryota, Metazoa, Arthropoda, Insecta, Diptera, Syrphidae. The record is from RefSeq and is a predicted model, not a curated record. Bases 1 to 3348 code for a protein of 1115 amino acids. The transcript has 2 exons. Gene Ontology annotation, biological process: DNA integration.